This is a messenger RNA of Bacillus rossius redtenbacheri, 7013 nucleotides long. Its product is annotated as mucin-2-like. The record is from RefSeq and is a predicted model, not a curated record. The coding region runs from base 1235 to 2620 and encodes 461 amino acids. Gene Ontology annotation, molecular function: nucleic acid binding; zinc ion binding. The transcript is spliced from 2 exons. NCBI's taxonomy places the organism in Eukaryota, Metazoa, Arthropoda, Insecta, Phasmatodea, Bacillidae.
ACUCUAUGGUUCAAGCAUCUCUCUACUGAGUGCACAUCCCAUGCCUGCGCGCGAUUCGCGGAUUUUAGUGAAAAUUGCUCGCUAUCGGCUGGCUGUGAAUUGUGUGCGAGAUGGAUCCAGGACGCCUCCGACAGCUGCACAAAUAAAUUGUCGCCAACUGCCGCGGCGGCAUGUCCUGCUCCCGAUAACAGCCUGUGUUUUUCAAUUAAAAUAAACUAUUUUCGAGACUAACUGUGCGCGACAUCGACUGGGAACUGAAACCUUUUUGUUUUUAAAUACAUAUUUCCUUCUUACAAUAUAAUUUUGCUUGUUAAAAAAACUAGAUACAUUCAAUUCAUAAUAAUAAAGUCAAAUAUCUUUUUUAAAUUUUCAUCCUAAUUUUAAUUGUCGUCUAUCAAGUCUGAACUUUAUUUAGUGUAUUUAAAUUAGUCCCAUGCCCGCCUUUAUAUUUUUUCAGUGCCUAUUUCGUUUUUGUGAUUUGGUUUGUCUCGUAAUAUCGCCAAUAGUUCAUUUAUCUCGCCCAGAAACUGAAAUCACAUCGAGUUCGCGAUGCCACCACCAGGGCCGCGUGCGCACCGCCGUUCUGCGCGCCUCUGCCGGCUGCCCCGUGAACUGAGGGAGGUUUAAUGGUAAUCGCGACUGUGCGUAAAACCCAAAUAACCAAAAACUGAAAAAAAAACUUGUGUACAUGUUAUUUUAUUACUGUUCUAUUUCUUAUUAUAAUCAAUUCUUUUAUUUUUCUUAGUGCAAAGUUUUAAUGUGUAAUGUGUGCGGUAUUGACUUUCACCACAAAGCGCCCACCUUUAUUUUUAAUUUUUAAUUGUAUUUCUCCUUAGUUAAUUUAGUUGAACCUUUAAGUGUAAUAAUGGCGGAAACAAUAUCAAUGGACAACUACCCCUCGCUUCCGUACAUUGCGUCUUCACCACCAAAAAGGACCUACGGACAGAAAGUAACUCAAUACACUGACGAACAAAGUGCCACAAGUGCGACAACUAACCAGAACCUAAUGAACGCACCAGACAACAAACAAGGCCCCAGAAGCAAAAAAAACAUGCAUAAAAAUGUCGCCGCUGCGUCUCCUCGACGAGCUCAUAGGGACCGACUAUCACCACCACAACCACGACCACAGCCACGACCAUGACCACCUCACCCAACCCACAGCCCAUCACCAGUGCCAGCUGCAUUCCCUCCUUGCUAGACCUCCCCCACUCACCACCACCCCACGCAUCACCACAUGACAUCGACAUGGCCCCGACGGGUUUCAAAAUACCCUGGAAGACCUUCAAGCACCGCCGAGCCAACUCCACUGCAUCAGACGUCUCUCUCACCAUUAGCAACAGGUUCGCCACCACCCUCAGCCUGGAUGACAUGGGCGACGACGCCACCCCACCACCGACAAAACCAGCACCAAAACCUAAGACAAAAUGGACCCCCCUACCCCUUGACAACCAACAACCAUCCACUUCCCGAGCCCCCACUGCACCUCGCCUCCCCAACCAGACCACCACCAAAAUGCCCCCCCAUCUCCUGCAUUGUCUCCACCACCAGCCAACCCUUCCUGACUGCAGCCAAGCUGCAGAAAGAACUGACCGGCCCCCUUUACAUCUCCACCAUCCGUGACAGGACAUCAUUUUACACCACCAACCCGCGUGACCAUGACUACCUAUACAAAAAGCUGGCUGCAGCUGGCUACCAACCCUUCACCUCCCUCCGCCAUGAUGAACGACAGGACAGGGUAGUCAUCAAAAGACUACCCCUCUCCACCACCCCUGACGAGCUCCUCCAGCAGCUGCAUGACGGGUACCCCGUGUCGUCCAUGUUCCCCCUGCGGAUGCCACCGGAUGCAGACACCAAGCCCUUCCUGGUUGCUACCAACUACCAGGGAGAGGCCAACCAGCUCCUGGCCAUCAAGAACUUUGGCGGCUGGGUCGUGAAGGUCGAGCGGUACCGCGGGUCCGGCAGGGUCCGGCAGUGCUACCGCUGCCAGCUCCUCGGUCACAAUUCCACCAGAUGCGACCGUGCCCUCCGCUGCUUCAAGUGCGUGGGGGAACACCGGUCGCGCGACUGUACCGCCACCCCCCCCCCCACCCCCCCCCCCCCCCCGAGGCGAGGAAAUGCUGCCUCUGCGACGGCCCCUGCAUCGCCACCUCCCCUGACUGCCCCAACCUUAUCGCCUUCCAACGCUGCCACCCCCCACGCACAUCCCAACACCACCCCUACCGCCACCACUGCUCCGCCACCUGACGCCACCUCCCAGUGCACCUUCCCUGCCAUGAAGGGCAACGUGUGGGCAAGGUCACUCUACACAACCCAACCCAGUGCCCCACCCAACACCACAUCCAAUGCCCCACUAAACCCUACACCCCGCUCACCACCCACUACCGUCCCUGAUACCACCUCCCUCGGCGACACCGUCCGAGACAUCCUCAACCUUUUCCACACCUACCUACCCAUCAUCCGCCGCACCAUGACAGCCCUCUCCUGCGCACGCACCCCAGCUGACAAAAUUGAAGUCAUCAUACAAGCUGUCCUGUCCCUCUUUGAUGACAACACCCUCCCCUUAAAUUCCUCAUCUGGAACUCCUCCCUCCUCCCCAAGCUCCCUGACCUCCUCUUUCUGAUCCAAACCCACACCCCAGAUGCCGUGUUUCUCUCCGAAACCUGGCUCACCCCCACAGACCAGCUCCACAUACCAGGGUACACCGCCCACCGCGCUGACCGUGAUGGGAGAGGCGGUGGAGUGGCACUCCUGCUCCACUCCCACAUUACCCACCACCGCCGACACAUCCACACCUCCCCCGCGACCGAGGUAGUCGCCGUGAGGCUGCACGGUGGUCCUAUGCCCUCACCCUCGUCUCCCUCUACCUCCCUCCACAACACCCUUUCCCCACCGCCGACGUGAUUGCCCUCGGCCGACUCGACGCCCUUGUCGUGCUGGCUGGGGACUUCAACGCCACCCAUCCCUUCUGGGGCUGCAUCACUGCCAACUGGCGGGGCAGCUCCCUCUGUAAACUCCUCCGGACCUCCCACCUCUCCCUCCAUGCCCCGCCCACCCCCACCCUUAACCCGGCCCAACGGAACCGGCACUAAGCAUCGUUGACUUCGCCCUCUCGGUACACCUCCCCAUCAUUACCGAUCUCCGCACCAUCACCUUCGGCACCUCAGACCACAUCCCAGUCAUUGGCUCUCUACACUACCACCCCCACACCGACCUCCACCUCCCCUGUUUCGACUUCCCAAAGGCUGACUGGCAAGCCUUUCGCACCACCCUCUCCCACUCCCUCGACCUAACUGUCUCCUUCAACUCCCCUGCCGAUAUUGACGCCCACACUACCACUCUUACCCAGGCCAUAUCGGCAGCUGCCCACUCCCACAUCCCCAUGGCUCCCCCCCCCCGAUCCCGCAUCAUCCCUUUCCCCCCCACACAUACGUGAGGCCAUGUCCCUGAGGAACCGCUUCUGCGCGCGCUGGCAGGCCACCAGAUCCCCGAUCAGCAGGAUAAUCUACAUCCUGCUACGGGGAUGGUGCCGUCGGUUGGCAGCGGGCUGGAGGGCUCAACAGGAGACAAAGCGCCUCACAGCCCUCUCCUCCUCCACAGGCUCUCUCUGGGCCUACUUCAGAAGACUGAAAGCCACCCCCACCACCAUCCCACCCAUCACCACUCCCACAGGAGUGGCGGAAACUGCCCAGGAGAGAUCCGAGGCAGUGGCCGCCUACCUCCAAACCACCUUCACACCCGCCAUCAACACCUCUCUGUCCUCUGACUCGUCAGAAGAUGAGGCUCCCCACCUAUCCCGCCACACGACACUCCCCAUCCUACCAGAGACUCCACCAUUCCCCCUGGUCACCCCAAAGGAGCUGCAGACCAUCAUCUCCCACUGCCGACUCAAUGCAGCCCCGGGCUCCGACUCCAUCCCGAUCCCCCUCCUACGCUACCUACCCAGAAAAGCCCUAGUCCUCCUCACCAAAAUCACCAAUGCCAUGUUUCUCCAUUGCCACUUCCCAUCCUCAUGGAAGAACGCCAUCAUUUGCCCCAUCCCCAAACCAACCAAACCACCCACCCUCCCUCCCCUUCUCCUACCGACCGACAGAGAAGGCCAUCCUCCAAUGCCUCCUCCCCAUCAUCAACGACCACCACCUACUCCCAAACCACCAGUUUGGCUUCCGCCCACACCAUUCCACCUCCCACGCCAUCACCCGGGUGGAGCUCCUGGUGGUCCAAGGAUUCUCCAGGCGGCAACACACGGGCAUGGUGCUCCUGGACCUCGCCAAAGCCUUUGACUCGGUCCCACAUGCCUAAUUGAUCCACCGACUCGCUGCCACCAACAUUCCCCCCCACCUGACCCGACUCCUGUGCUCCUUCCUGGAAGACCGCUCCUUCCAAGUCCGAGUAGAGGGCCAACUCUCCCAACCAUGAUCAAUCCAUGCCUGUGUCCCCCAAGGAGCCAUCCUCAGCCCCCUCCUUUUCACCCUUCACAUUGAUGACCUCACCCCUCCUCCAGGCCCCUACCUAGUCCAGUAUGCAGAUGACACCUGCAUACUGGCCUCCUCUGUCUCAGAGCAGAUGCUCGGCGACCGUCUGAGCCGUGGCCUAAACUCCCUCCAGACCCAAUUCCUCGCAACGGCAUCGCCCUAAACCCCACCAAAACCUCCUCCAUCUUCUUCUCCCGAUACCACCACACCCGCCAUCACCCACCCAGAAUCCGCAAUCACGUCAUCCCCUGGACCCCCACCACUCGCUACCUCGGGGUAACCCUCGACUCCGACUUCACCUUCCUACCUCACCUCAACUCCAUCCGUACAAAAACCCAUGCUGUCAUGGGGCAACUGGCACACGUCCUCCGUCCCACGUCUGGCACCUCACUCUUCAACCGCAUCACCGUCUACCGCUCCCACGUCGUUUCUCACCUCACAUACGCCUGCCCGACCUGGGUACACUCCUCCCUUUUCAACCUACGCCCGAUCACCCGCUCAUUCUUCCUUGGCACACGCCUCAUCCUAGGCGUCCCACGCGCCACCCUCCGCCAACACCUCCUCGAUCAAACCUGCCUCCCCCACCUCCACCACACCAUCUCCCACAUCACACAAAACUUCAUCCACAAAUGCUCCACCAACCUCAACCCACUCAUCUGACUACUUACAGAACCACCUCCCAUAACCCCACAUCCCCGACGCCCACUUUUCACCACUGCCCACCUCCUCCUGGGCGAUGCCGCCGACGAAGAUGCAGCCGCCGACGCUGGAGGGGCCGACGGAUAACAUCGGUGGCCAGCACGUCUACAUUAGCGCUGCGGGACAGAAAACCAUCACCACCGCCCACCCCCACAAGUACCGCUGACCAUAAGACCCGAGCCAAACGGGCCUGGCCCCACCUCUACCUCAUCAUCAACUUCACCAACACCUGUAAGAAAACCUCACCACUCACCAAUCAUCAGCCCCCAAGGACUCAAUAGUUGGGAGGGGCCCAGUGCCAUGUCAUGUAAUUUAUUGUAAAUUUAAUUUCUUUUUUUUUUUCUUGUAUUCAAAUUUUUCCCCUCCAUGUCUGGUAUUUGUAUUCACCCUUUUUCAAAUAAAGAGCUCAUUUUUUGGCGGGGCGGACCCCCUGGGGGGGGGUCCCCCAUUAAAAAAAAAAAAUUAUUUAAAUGUACUUCAAAUGUAUUUGGAUAGAUAUUAGUACUUUAAAUUUAUUUUAAAGAAGUGUCUUGAUUAAAAUGGUAGUCAGCAAGCACACAUACCCAUGUGUAAAACAUAUUAUUUUUAUUAAAUUACUCUCUUAUGGAAAAAAUGUAUUUGACUAGUGCUGUUUUGAUUAGUACUCUGUUUUAAUGUAACUAAUUCAGGGGUUAUUUUGAGGGGCAGUUAUCAGUGUUUGUCUAGUCUGGAUGAAAAAUUGACCUUUUUUUUUUUUUGACAUUGCUUUUACAGUUUUUCGGUUAUCCGUAAACUCCUUGAUAGUCCAUGAUUAUCUCGGAUAAUCGGGAGUCUACUGUAUGAUAAUGUUUCUGAUAAUUCCUGGUUCUCUGGUAGUGAAGUCGUUAAGUUUUACGUGUGCCAGUUCUAGCUUUAAAAUUAAAUUAUUACUGGGACCAAUAGGAUUUGUUUAACUUGUUUGCUCAGGUCAUGUGCCUUUUUGAUUUCACACAUUUGAUUACAUCUGAAUUAUUUUCUUGUAACUUGUUGGGAUAUUUGAGAUGCGAAUGUACCUGUUCCCCUUUGACCUUGCGUUGGAUUACUUAGCGUGUAUCUGGUUACUUGUUCAUUAAUGUUAUUUUCCCCUGGGUCUCUCAUAUGCGAAGAGAGUAUACCCUAUUUGUUCUGUAUAAGAAUAUUUUUAUUAACUGGCGUGUUUAAUAAGUUUUUUGUAUCUCGUGUGAAACUGAUUAUGCACCUUGAGUCAAGAUUUGCUAUAUCCAGUCUUGAUGUCUGGGGACCCAUGCAUUUUUUGUACAUGUAUAUAAUCCCAGUCAUACUUAAUAAGUUUAUUUAUGUGUAAUUUUGUAACUUGCAUAAUUCUCUUUCCUUGGCGGCACUUUGCUGCGUGCUUGGUGCUAGUCAUUAUAAGUACCACAUUGAUAAUUAAUUUCUAGCGGAAAAGAAUUGUUUGUGGGCGACAUUAAGCUUGGGCACUAUGUUGACUUGAAAUGCUGGAGAAUUAGGUACUCUGUAUAAUAGCAAUUUUUAAUAUUGUGUGUUGGUUUGUAAAACCCGGUGAUAAUAAUAACGAAUAAGUAUUGCAUACGUCAUUCCGUAACUUACUUAAGUUGUAAUUUUCAUGCUAGCCUGAGGCGUUAACAUAAUGUAAAUAAACUUUUUCUUGAUUGUAUGUAUACAUUUUCUAUAUUGCCAAUUGUUUGUUCUUUAUUGCUGUUGAGUAUCUUAAGUAAUUUUUGCCUAUUAGAAUUGUGUAAAUUUAUGUCUGACAUCUAAGUUUGUCUAAUAGUAAUGUCAGUUGAAAGUUUAGAACAAUUUUUCUCAUUGUUUUCAUUAAUAAAUGUUGCAACAUCUGUUUUUCAA